CCACGCCCCGGGCAGCCUCGGGCAGGAGCACGCGACAGCACAGAUGGCGCAGAGGAAGCCCUUCUUCGAGAGGCUGAGGCGGCUGGAUGAGCAGUUCCGAAGGUUCCAGGAAAUGACCCUCACGCGUCUGCAGGGCAUCGCAGAGAACUACAACAUCUCCUACAACAUCGAUGCCCGCUUCCAGCAGCUGGCGGACCAGUACCACAACAUCUCCAGCGUCCUGAGCACCUUCCAGGAAACCGCGGGCAACGACCUCAACAGCCUCAAGUUCUGGACCAAGAAGCUUCAGAAGAAGACCGAGAGGCUGGACAGCAAGGUGAGCGCCCUGGAGAGAGCCCUGGAGGAGAACGGCAAGCGCCCCCAGGAGGACGGGCAGGAGCAGGGGCUGAAGCUCUCCAACCUGACCCAGGAGGUCCAGGACCACAGGGAGCGGAUCAGAACCAUCUUGGUUGACCGGGAUGAAGUGCGGGGUGGGCUGAGAGGCCUCCGGGAAUCCCUCGAAAAGCAGGAGGCCAAGAUGGUCCAACUUGAGGAACAAGUGAGGGGCGCGCUUCAGGGCAACACUUUGCCUGUCGGGGCUUCUUCGAGUCCUGGAGGUCCUGAGGACGUCCUCACGUCCAAUCGGACCCCACAGGACCUGGCCCCUGUGGCUCUCGGGUCGGGCCGCCGCCAGGAACACAGGAGUCCCAAGACCAGCGCCAAGCUCCAGCUCAAGCACUCCAAGAGGAAGAGGGUGAAGGACAGUCUGCUGGGCCCUGGCCCCACUCAGGCCCCCAGGCAGACUCAGGCAUGGCUGGAACCCCAGAGAGAAGAUGAGCCUCAGCUCCACCCCCAGGAGGAGCCAAUAGAACUGCAGAACCUGCCACAGUUCCACCCACAGGAGGAGCCUAAGGAGCAAUGGGAUCUGCCCCAACCCCACCCCCAGGCAGAGCUGAGAGAACCACUCGACCUGCCCCAGCUACCCCUGAGACACAAAAUCCCUCGACAGCACCACGCAUCCAAGAAAGCAGGCUCAAUAUGCAACGUGAAAUCCAUGCUGCUGUUCCCCUCCGCCUCCACCCAGAACUACGUCUCCUUCACAAAGGGCUUCCCGGUGCGCCUCCUGGAGCUGUCCGUCUGCACCUGGCUGAAGGUGGAGGCGGGCUACGUGGGCACGCUCCUGUCCUACGCGACCGAGGACAAUGACAACAAGCUGGUCCUGUACGGCCGCAACUCCAGCCAGCGGGGCAGCGUGGACUUUGUGAUCGGCGACCCGGCUUACCGCGAGCUGCCCGUGGCGGCCCUCCUGGACGGCCUCUGGCACCACCUGUGCGUGGUCUGGUCGUCCAUCGAGGGCCGCUACUGGCACUACACCGACCGGCGCCUCACCUCCGCCGGCUCCAAGUUCCAGAAGGGCUACGAGAUCCCCGCGGGGGGUGCCGUCGUCCUGGGGCAGGAGCAGGACUCCGUGGGCGGCGGGUUCGACGAGGCCGAGUCCUUCGUGGGCCGGCUGGCCGGUUUUGCCGUGUGGGACCGGGCACUGAGCCCCGGAGAGGUCUCGGGGGUGGCCACAGGGAGGGGCCUGCCACGGGGGACUGUCCUCACCCUGGAUGAUGUGGGCCAGCUGAAUGGAGACGUGCAGCUUGUGGACUGUGAGUGCUUGGAGCACUGCCACUGA
Molecule: messenger RNA, 1657 nt
Organism: Megalops cyprinoides (Indo-Pacific tarpon)
Lineage: Eukaryota; Metazoa; Chordata; Actinopteri; Elopiformes; Megalopidae
Gene: ptx4
Product: pentraxin-4
Exons: 3
Coding region: 44-1657 (537 amino acids)
Source: RefSeq, a predicted model, not a curated record